Molecule: messenger RNA, 537 nt
Organism: Knipowitschia caucasica
Lineage: Eukaryota; Metazoa; Chordata; Actinopteri; Gobiiformes; Gobiidae
Source: the annotation of a GenBank genome assembly
AUGGUCCAAGACUUCAGACCCCUAAAUGAAGUAACAGCUGAUGAAUCGUACCCUGUUCCAGACCCAUACAUCGCACUGAACAACCUUUCUCCGAACGACAAGUACUUCACAGUAAUUGAUCUGGCCAACGCCUUCUUCACAAUCAAACUGCAUCCAGAAUCUCAGAAGUACUUUGCCUUCACCGUGAAGGGGAGACAAUACACUUACUGUCGGAUGCCCCAAGGAUGGAAACUGUCCCCCGGGUACUUCAACCAUUUCCUACGUCUGGAUCUGGCUGAAUUUAACCUUCCUGAGAAGUGCACUCUCAUACAAUAUGUGGAUGAUCUGGCUAUUUCAGGACCAGAUGCAAGUGGUGGUGUUAUGGGUGGGAAAUGUGGGGUGGCUGUACCGUGUUAUGACUGUUGUGUGGUUGGUGGUAGGGUGUUAGCCGUGGGCUGGAUUUGUUUCAGUGGGAUGGGAACCGUUGUACGCGGGCUACAGGAUGUGGUUUUCGUGUUGUGUUCGUUUUGUGGGGGUGGUGCUUUUGUGGUUGUUUGA